Messenger RNA from Podospora pseudocomata, 2010 nucleotides. RefSeq lists its product as uncharacterized. The record is from RefSeq and is a predicted model, not a curated record. The coding region runs from base 685 to 2010 and encodes 441 amino acids. The transcript is spliced from 3 exons. Lineage: Eukaryota; Fungi; Ascomycota; Sordariomycetes; Sordariales; Podosporaceae.
GUGGAGGGGUGUCGUCGCUGGAGCUGUCGCCGGUGAGGUGUCUGUUCGAGUCGAUUAACUCAAAUCGGCUCUUUCCGUUGUCGCGGUUCCAAAUUUUUGGCCAGUCUCCGGGACGGGCACGGUGCGGGCGAUGGGAGAGAUCGCACUGUGUUGGGCAGGGGUUGCAAUUGACAAUUGGACAGAGCUCUGACCACCGGUACCUACCCCGCUAUGAAGGCUUGGCAGUAUCUGUUUAAGCGCCCAGGUGGGAGGGGCACCCACUCAUUCACAGCAUCACAACCACCCGAGCUGUCCUGACGGCAUGUCCAGGGGUAGGAUCAUCACGCUGUAAAAAAGAGGUGAUUUGUUGACGGGACGGGAGUGAUGGGCUUUCAAUUGCUCGCUAAUGUGCGCGUGGGCCUGCCCAAGGGACGCCUAAGCUCUCUGGGUCAUGGUUCCAGCUCGAGUGUCGCACAGGGGGGAGCUGAUGGGUUCGUCUCAUAGGAAUACCACCGUGAUCUUUUUUCUGGCUACUUUUUUUUUCCUUUUCUCUGUCUCCUGCCAGCUUGAUUGAACUAUCUCCUGUCUUUUCCCUAGUUCUGGGUGGAACUAGAGUUUUGUUGCGCCGCUGUUCUCUUUGUAUUUCUCACCCCUCAUCACCACCAACUUCCCCUCAUCCUGUCGAUCGCAUAGCGCGUCGCAAAGAUGGCCGCCCGGCCGGGAGAAGAACUUGUAGCCACGCUCUUUGGCGACGUUCAUUACUUUUACGGGCCACCAACAAAUAACCCGCCUCAUCAUCGAUUCGAUAAGGGGUCCUAUGUCUACCUCUUCGAGGACCCCAAUCAGGGACGCGCCCGUUUAGAGAUUGCGAACCAGCCAGGCACAGAGGAUCAAGACGCAUUUGAUGGCUACCUCGACAAUGUCCACCUCCAAUACACAUACAAGCACACUUGCCUCGUAACCCUCAUCGUCGGCCAAGUCAAUAACCAAGAAGAAUGGCACCUUCCAACCUAUGACCCCCACAACCAAGCCAAAUAUCACUACAAACUUCAUUCCCUUGACCUCUACUUCUGGACUCACCAAGACGCCCUCGAGUUCGUCAACGGCAUCCGCCGCGUCCUUCCCCAUACCCAAUGCGAAGUCCUCGAUGAACCCGGGCCUCCACCCCGUCAACCCACCGAAGCUAGCUCCCUUGUUCAAAAGCUCGAGAAAGUUGCCAUCUCCGACUCCUCCCCAGCCCAGCAAGCCAACCCCGGCGUCCCGUCUUUCCCCGGCCCUCCGGUGUCCGCAGUAGAUGGCGACCUCCCUCCUCCCCCUCCUCCCCCAGCAGCCUUCUCACCUAUCCCUUACAACCCCGCCGCGCCCGCAGCUCCAGAGCAGCUCCGCCACAGGGAAAAGACUCCCCCUCCUGAAGACGGCGUCGCCAACCCACUCCAUCAAACCCUCGCCUAUGACGCCGCCACACCUUUCUCCCCUGGCCUUCCACCCGGACCAAGCCAUCUCAGCCCGUUGAGCCCGGGCAUCCCACCUCCCAACCUCCAACACCCCCCGGGAGCGCCAACAUUCCCCGGUCCCCCCGUGGCAUCACCCGGCUUCGCCCCCCAAGGCUUCGGCUCCCUCGGUGGUGUAGGUGCGCCUCCUCAUCCAGGCAUCACCCGCUCAGUAACCAUGCCGGCAGUUGGUACUCCCCUCUCCAGUCCAGGGCUGGUGAGUCCUUACGGAGGCGUUGGGACAUUCCCGGGUCAGCCGCAGGUGUAUAACCCCGCUGCUGUGGCGGCCGUGUCUCAGACACCUACACCACCUGCCGUGGGUGGGAUCGGGGCUUCACCCGGCGUUGGGGUCCAAGGGCCGCAGACGGCGCAGGCGGGGCUGCCGCAGCAGAAUGAGUAUGCUGUGCAUCAGCAGUUUUAUGUGCCGGAGGAGGAGUAUAGACCGAAGAAGGAGGUGAGGGGGAAGCUGGAGGAGAAUGCGGGGAGGUUGGAGAGGGGGGUGUCGGGGAUGUUGAAGAAGUUUGAGAAGAAGUUUGGUUGA